AGGGAGAAAGAAAGGAAGGAGGAGGCUACACCCAUUGGGUUGCUUUCCAGGCCAAAUUCCUUGGAUGGGAAGAGAGAGGGAGCGGGUCCAAGCAGCAUUCCUCUUUCUUCUGCCUGAGUUGGGAAAACAGAUCCACGAGACUGGAGUGUGCACUGAGCAGGGAAAGAGGAGCAGUGCCUGAAUCCUGUGAUGACCUGGGAGGAAGCCAAGGGCUGGUGAGAAUCCACCUUUGCAGCAGGAGCAGCAGUUGGGCUUCAGUUGGGAAUCAGAACCGCGACUGAACAGCGCCUUGGCCAGCCAUGGGCUCGGAGGCCAGCCAGCCAUGGGGCUCUCCCCGAAGGCAGAGCCCAGCUAAAGACGAGGGGGAAGAGGAAGAAGAAGAAGAAGGAGAAGAGGAGGAGGAGGAGGAGGAGGAGGAAGAAGAAGCGGUCCGGAUCCUUUCCCCACCGACGCCUGAUUCGGAUUUGGCGCUCCUGGAGAAGAUCCUGGAGGAAUGGGGCAGCGGCGAGGAAGAGGCGCUCCCCACCCCAUGGCCAGCUUCGCCUCUUCUGCGCCUCGACGCCGGAGACGCUUCCUGCCCCCGCCCGCCAGGGGGCGCGCCAGAGCACAGACAGGAGCCCCCAGUCUCUCCAGCAAGAUCGAGCCCAGGGAGCAGCAUCUUCGCCAACCAGGUCCCACUCAAGAAUCCUGACAGAACAACCAAAAUCACUUAUGAUUACUCUGAAGAGGAGCUGAUGGCAUCAAUAGAGCAGGAAUACUGCCGCUGAAACCAGGCCAGGCAGUACCACCUUGACCCUAUGCAGCAGAAUAUAUUUACAUGGCAGCUUUUCUCAGAAAAUUGGACAAAGGAAGGAAAGUCACACUGAGCAAGAGGGGCUGCUGUUGCUGGCAGAUAGACUGGUGGGAUCUUUCUUCUGUUAACAAGUUGACACCAAAAAAUGGCAUCCAUGGGACUCUGCAACAGUAUUUGACCAGCCACAAGUUAUAUGUGUGUGACAAGGAGAGACCUCCAAAACCAACACGCACAGAUGUUUAGGAGUUUAGCUGAUUUCAUACACUUUAUAAAACAAAAGAAACAACAGUUUUGUUCUCAACGUCUUAAAAGGUGUGCCUCAAUGGGCCACAGUUCUUGCUUUGGACUGGAGUGCCUAUAGGAAGAGAGUGGCUUCUCUUCCUGAGAAAUAUGGGCCUGUUCAGCCACAGGAUACCAAUCUGCAUAUUAAAAUGUAUAUGGCUUUAAAACAUU
Molecule: messenger RNA, 1246 nt
Organism: Anolis sagrei ordinatus
Lineage: Eukaryota; Metazoa; Chordata; Lepidosauria; Squamata; Anolidae
Gene: CYS1
Product: cystin 1
Source: RefSeq, a predicted model, not a curated record